AUGAUUGAUUUUUGUUUUGAAUGUUUACCGGCCCUUCCGGGCCCUCCUGGUCCUUCUGGCCCUCCAGGCAGUUAUGGAUUACCUGGUAUAAAAGGUCAAGAUGGAUUGAAUGGUCAACCUGGACAGAGAGGGACAAUUGGUGAAAGAGGGCCUCCAGGAUUGAUGGGAAUACCUGGACAGCCUGGAUUGCCAGGAAUUCCAGGCGAACUUUAUCAACUGGAAGGCCCUCCUGGCAGACCUGGAUUGCCUGGACCUCAAGGAUUACCUGGAAAUCCUGGUUUUGUUGGUAUUAGCGGUCCUCCAGGAAUAUGUGGCCCUCCAGGGGAUCAAGGAAAAAAUGGCAGAAAUGGAAGAGUUGGAAAACAAGGUCCUCAAGGACCGAAAGGAUUGCCUGGGAUACCUGGUGGAUGUGUGAGUUUAAAUAAAAAAAUAUACCUGUAUCGGGAAUGUACCUUUAAUUUAUUAGUGGGAUCUAUUGUGGGAUUAACGAAAAAUUAAGGGAGUUCUAUCCAGAUUUAAUAGGGAUUUUAUAAAACAAAGUCUUCCAUACUAUUUAUUAGUAUAUAUUAUUAGGAUAAUAAUUAGUAGGGAUUUUAUAGAACAAAGUCUUCCAUACUAUGUAUUAGUAUAUAUUUUUGAUCAGGUUUUCGAAGAUUCCUUGGGUAGGGUAUCGGACAGGGAUUAUCUUUCUUGGACCAGAAUUUCGAGUCGAAGACUUGUCUGGGUUUAGAAUUGUGUAUGCGCAUUUGAUAUGAGCCUUUGGGGAAGUGGAAUAAAAAUUAGA
Messenger RNA from Meloidogyne enterolobii, 784 nucleotides. The record is from the annotation of a GenBank genome assembly. Lineage: Eukaryota; Metazoa; Nematoda; Chromadorea; Rhabditida; Meloidogynidae.